AUUCUCCAUUUAAGGUACCACUCCACCACUUUUCCAUUGUAUAUACCAGUUUUUCUUUACAUUUAUCUCUCUUUUAGGUCUCUUUCAACUUACUAACACAGAGACCGUGUGAACUAAGUUUGGGGGAGGUACCAAGUAUUUGAUCAUGUUUUCUUUGAUGAUUUUGAGUUUCAUGCAUUGCAUUGUACAUACAUAUUUUGUUACAGGCUGGAAGCUGGGUCGCCCAAAUGGUUGUUGGAGGUUCAAAUCGGAUCAACCAAAGAUAUGACCGGUUGGUCGAUAUGGUCUGAAAUCGAUUGUAAAACCUGAAACAAAUGAAAUAGGAAUGAGAUACGAAUGUUAUGAAGAAUAAACUAAGAUAAAUAAACAAAGAAAAAUGAUAGGUAUGGCGAAAUCAAGCUGCUGGAUGUGUAUCACUCUCAGCUUGAUCAAAUGAUGGAUUGAAGUGGAUUUGCGGAAGAAUGUUUGAUUGAAUCUCUCAAUCUGAUGGAUGAUGGAAACUAUGUGAUUGACUCUCUAAAUCUGUGUACUGAGCUUGUUUGAUUUGCACAAACAAACUAGACUCACGAAAUCAAUAGAACAACAAAGAAUCUCUCUUUGAAUCCUAAAGACCGAUAUUUUAUACAAAGAACAAUCUUUGAUAAAAACUGAAUAAACUUUUUAUUAACUUGGUGAUUGAGGGUGUUCUUUACAAUGGACGUCUAGGAUCUUAUAUAAGGCACAUAGACAAAGGUCCUAACGUUCUAAAACAAAUAGAAGAGGAAACAAACCAAGCAAAGUAACAAAAUCGAAAACUAGCCGUUGGAGCCUUUUAUGGGAUUUUGGCUCCAAGUGAGAAACUUGAUUCUUCUUGAACCUGGAAGGUUUUAAUGGAUAAAAGUGAUUCCUUGGGAUCUUCUGGAUGACUUGAAAGGUUCUGAUAUCGUCCAGAAAGGAAUGAGAAAAGAGCUGAUGGAGUUUGAAUGCAAGAUGCUCCAAAUAAGGCAAGUUAGUGUUAGUGAAGAUCCUCUUGAUCCUAUGGUUUCUGGUGCAUGGAACGGACUUGUCUGACUCUUCUGGACCACUGGAUGGACUUACUGAAUGCAUAGAUAGAUCUCCUGGUCGCCAAUGUCUGGUUUGAAGCUGAUUGAACCAGUUAGCUUCCAAUUGAGACAAGUGUAGAACUGGUUUGGCCGGUUUUGGAGAUUGGAUCAUAACUUCAUAAUUCCGUGGCCAUUUCUCCUGAUCUUGGGCUUUAUAGAAAUAUGAUAAACUCCUCUUGACUCCUAUGAUGGUAUUUGCUUCAGGACGCUUAUUCAUUGGGCUUUAAUCUUCUUCUAAAGUCGGGUACUCGCAGAUGGACGGGCUGAGAGACCUCUGACUUGUAAAAUUCAUAACUUCUUGAUCCGUGAAUAUUUUGGCCCGAUUCCAAUUGGCCUGGACUCCUUUUUGAGUGUAGAAUCCAUAAAUUUUAUCCUCGUGAUUUAAAAAUUCCUGGUGUGUAAGAUAUGGUAUUUUUAGUGCACGUAUGUUCUGGUUGGCGCCUUGGCUGGUGGAGUAGGGAAUUGGGUCGACCUCCGGUUAAGCUACUGGUUUGAUGGCCGCAUCAUACCCUCCCCCUUGAAAAAGUUUCGUCCUCGAAACUGGAUAACCUGCACCAAGAUAGAGCAAGUUAGCUUUCAUACUCUUUUGAGAUUCUAAGAUCUUACCUUGAUAUUGUUUCGGUUUGGGGAUGAAUUUUUCAUCAGGUGGCUCUUCUUUCAGCAAAUAGGAUAGGAUCACGCCUCUGCUAUGGAAUUUGGAAUUGCUUCUCUUCAGUGGAUGGUCAUUCAUACCUCUAGUAGGCUCUGUUCUGACCAUCUUUUUGGUUGAUCCUCCUAGCAACAAAAGAUUAUCCGGUGGGAUUUCUUUGAAGCUUUCUUCUUUGCAUCCUGAAAUAUUUUCAACAUUUUGGACAAAAAGCAAGUGCAUUAUAUCUGUGUUUGGACACUGAUAAAAAUAAUUUGAAAUUUCCGGACUUACUUUGAUAGCUUCCACAAGUUGAAGAAUGAUUUUCUUCUUUGGACAACUUGUUUUUGUUUGCUGCCAUCUUUGCAGCUUUUGACCUUGGUUGUUAUGAACUACUUCUUGUCUUAUUCCUGGAUCAAAACUUUUUGGCAAAGACAAGUGCAUUAUACCUGGAUAAUCAAGUGUCUUGGGCGUUUUAAGAUCAGAGAAACUUACCUUAAGCUUUGGCAUUUGAACAACACUUUGUUCAAUUUUAGGCUUCCACUUGUGAGGUGGUUCAUGGCUGAGCUUAUGGUUUGGUUCUUUCCUUGGAACUUCAGUAAGCAUAUAGCUCUCAUUUGUUCCCCCUAUACUAAGAGAAAAAACGUCAGAAACUGUAUCUAAAAGUGGUGUUAGAUACUUACCUUGUUGUGAUACUUUGACUACCGGUUUUGCUUCUUUAAGCAACAUGGACGGGAGAGCCCAAUUGCCAUCUCUACAGGUAAGGGUUGCUUACCAAUCCUAAAACUCCCAUAUUAAGGGGCAGUUCUAUCCUUUUUUACCUUUUUUCAUUUUUUUUUUUUUUGUCUUUUGUUUAAAACCCUAAUCAAGAGCCUUCCAGUGGAGAUGGUCUAAUGCUUCUUAUGAUUUAGUAAGACCUCUCAACCCAAAAAAUAGAAAAAUAACAAAACUUACAAAUGAAUUUCCCAUACAUAGAUAUCUUCACGAAUAUCCAGACGUAAUAGGAUGCUCAUACGAUCAUCAAAACCAAGACCGACAUCCUCAAGAGGUUAAAAAAAUAAAUUAUACGAUAGGAAUUUUUAUACACACUGAAAAUUCGGAAAACUUAACCCCACAACUGUACUAACACAAGCUUCACAACUUGCUCCUUAGCUCUCUCUGUGCAAUUCAAGAAACGGGGACGAGGCAGGCCGAUUAAACAUCCAGGUACGGUGCAUGCAUUAUAAAUUUUUUUUUUUUAAAAUAAUGUCUGUACUAAUCAACCUCUUCAUAUGUUCCAGAUGUAUGCUCUUCCUCUAGCUCUGUCGCUCACCUGGAUCAACCUCCGUGGUUAUCUGCAACAUAUAGCAUAUCUAACUCAACACCAAGCAUCAGUCAAAGAGGAAAAAUAGACACAGGUACACUGAGGUUAUGUUGAACAAUAUAUUUAAUGGUUUGCGACAAACAAACUCUCUAAAGGACUACAACUUUGCAGCCUCUUCUAAGAAAGCAAGAUUUAUUAGGAAGGCAAUUUGUGUACGUAAAAAGGAAAUGCGGUUACGUAAAUCAGCCGAUAAAAAAGGUCAGCAUCGUGUUGACUAAUUGACUGUAUACUAACGUACAACAUAUUGACUAAAUAGUCAUCUAAUAAUCUGACUCCUGCUAUGUUACAAUCCGGAAAAAAGAAAGUUGAGGCUAAUGAUAAAUGGGAGAUAUUAUCCUGUCCAUCAUGCCACGCUUUGGUAUGGGCUGCCGAAGCUGUUGGUGGACACAGCAGUCGGGGGGAAAAACAGUUCACUAUCUGUUGUCAACAGGGUCGAGUGAGGCUUCCACCCGUGCGUGAAGCACCCUCUCCCCUUAGAGAGCUUCUUGAAAGUAAAAAAUUCCGUCCCCACAUCAGAGUUGCUAACAGCCUCCUAGCUUUCAUAUCCAUGGGUGCUCAGGUGGAUCAUAGUGUAACUGGAACACAAGGACCAUUUACAUUCCAAGUACAUGGUCAAAUUAUUCACAGGAUCGGGUCUCUCCUUCCUGAAGAUGGUGCUCCCUCAGAGUACUUGCAGUUAUAUAUUUUUGACACAGAUAAUGAGUUGGAGAAUCGAAAGAGAGCGUUAACUCAAGGCUCUUCCUCCUUGGCCUUCGAUGAUAGUGUCAUCAUUCAGUUGAUCGAUAUGAUGGACAAACAUAACCACCUAGCCAAGACCUUUCGACAUGACCGUGAUAGUGUUACGUACGAAGCUGAGCGUCCUCCUAUCCUCUUUCAGUACAGGCGCAGAGGCAAGGGACUUGUGUAACGGUAAAGAGGACAGCUGGCUCUUGGACUAUUAAGGAAUAAAGAAUAAAGUUAUGGGGAUCGUUGUCACGAGUAUCGUGCUCAAAAGGUUGUGUCGAAAGUGUGUUGUCGUGACUCACAAGGGUUUUGUGGGCAUUCACGGAGUCGUAGGAGUAUAAAUAAAGUGAGAAGGAGUCUGUAAGGAUUAUCGAGUGAUUGAUCAAAGUUGUAGUAGGAGUAGAGAGUCCUCUAAACGUCUCUGUGUAACUUGGAUUUCCAUUAAUAAAACCUUAUAUUAUCUCUGUUCUCUGAGUUCGUACAAAGGGAAUAAGUAGAACUUAUCAACUUGGUAUCAGAGCUUGUAGAUCUGAGGGACAAGAUGCCGAAGAAACCCGACGCUGACCAUACCGCGGACCAGAUGCAACAGCAGAUGGGCCGCAUCACUCUCCUGGAGCAGAGCAUGACAAAGGUCGAGACGAUGGAACAGACCUUGUCGGCGAUGCAACAGCAGAUGAGCGUAUUCUUUGGUCGAUGGGAGCAGGAGAAGAACAAGCAGAUGAAGGAGCAAGCUCGUUCGCUCGAAGUCGCCAAAGGUAAAGCUCAUCAAGCAGAAGGAACGCCGACCGUGGAGGAGCUGUCGCCGGUGACGAAAGAAACCGGUCACGCCCUGAUUCAAACCCCGAUGCCGACGCAAGGGGAAGGGUCGGAGAAAAGAAGAUCCUGUUCACAAGGGUCCAGCCUGUCCGAGGGAGAUCGUCGAGACAGGGACCGCUCGUUGACCGACCAGAUCGAGCUACCAUUGUUCGACGGUGAACAAGCAGAUAGCUGGGUGCUGAGGGCGGAGCAGUACUUCGAGCUCAGUGAGUUUACGGAGGAGCAAAAGUUGAGGGCCGUACGGAUGUGUUUCCUGGAUGACGCGCUCCUUUGGUACCGUUGGGAACGAGACAGAGAUCCGUUUCGUAGUUGGGAUCACUUGAAAGGAAGGGUACUGGAGCAAUAUUCGACCAUGAAAGACACGUCGGCCGGAGAGAGACUCUUAAGACUCCGGCAAGAGGGGUCAGUGAAAGAGUACUGUCGGGAGUUUAUCUCACUGGCGAUGAACGCCCCGGAGGUUCCAGAUACGAUACUGAAGAUGGCUUUUAUGGCUGGGUUGAAACCACGCAUAAGAGCCGGCGUUAAGAUGUUCGAACCUUCGACGCUACAGAAGAUGAUGAAGGUAGCUCGGAAGGUGGAGGCCUGGGAAGACGACGAUGACGAGGAAACAAAACCCUACAGAGGAUUAUCGGGCCGAAGCUCGAAGCCCAGUAAAGGAGGAGAAUCUACUUUGGUGAGUCGACAAAACUCUAACGGGCCUGGUUCGCAGAAGUCGAAGCCCAGUGGAGAUCAGAGCCCAACAACAAAAAAAGAAAAGGGGUUCACGGGAAAAACGUCGACAUAUCACAAUAGGGUUAAGGCGCCGUUCCGUCAACUCACGACUGCGGAGAUCGAGCAACGAAGAGCCGCCGGGUUGUGCUACCGGUGUGAUGAGAAGUAUCAUCGGAAUCACCGAUGUCCAAAACCAGAGCUCACGGUGUUGGUCAUGCACGAUGAUGGAAGUGAAGAGAUGUUUGAGGAAGAACCACACGAGACGCCGGAGGAGGAAGAUGAGGUCGAAGCGGUGGUGGCAGAAGUGUCGAUUAAUUCCGUGGUGGGUCUGUCUUCAUCACGCACCAUGAAGCUAAAGGGUGAGCUUAACGGCGAAGAGGUGAUUGUGCUUAUCGACAGCGGGGCGUCGCACAACUUCGUUUCCGAGAAGCUGGCGGCGAAGAUGGCGGCGAAGCUGGGGCUAGAAGCUCAAAACACCACCCGUUAUGGAGUGAUGGUGGCGGGAGGCGUUAAGGUGCAAGGAAGAGGGGUGAUUACAGGGGUGGAGUUGAAAGUGCAAGACUGCACCAUUCACACAAGCUUCCUACCCUUAGAGUUGGGGAUAGCUGACGUUAUAUUGGGAGUGCAGUGGUUGGAUACAUUGGGGGAGACCCGCGUGAACUGGAAAUUACAAAGGAUGAAGAUAAAAAUGGAUGGAGAGUGGGUGUUGAUACAAGGUGAUCCAAGUCUCCACUCGGCUGGGGUCUCACUCAAAUCCAUAUGGAAGACCAUGGAGAGGGAAGGCGAAGGCGUCAUUGUAGAGUUUGGAGGGUUGCAAGCGGCAGAGACAGGGCCUUCAGAGAAGAUCAACCCGGAGUGGCAGGGGGUGAUAAAUCAGUAUGAAGGUGUGUUUCAAGAGCCGAGUGGCUUGCCUCCUUCAAGGGGGAAGGAGCAUGUUAUUCUAUUGGAGACAGGGGCCAGUCCCGUUAGUGUCAGACCAUUUCGUUACCCUCAAGCACAGAAGACAGAGUUUGAGCGGCAGAUUGGGUUGAUGAUGGCAGCAGGGAUCAUACGAGAGAGCAACAGUCCUUUCUCUAGCCCCGUCCUGCUCGUGAAGAAGAAAGAUGGGAGUUGGAGGUUCUGCAUUGACUACAGAGCUCUCAACCGAGUCACGGUGGUGGACAAGUAUCCAAUACCGAUGAUCGAUCAGCUACUCGACGAGCUACACGGAGCAACGGUCUUCUCGAAGCUCGACAUACGUUCCGGCUAUCACCAAAUCUUGGUGAAAGCUGAAGACAUACCCAAGACCGCGUUCCGCACGCAUGAUGGCCACUAUGAAUUUCUAGUGAUGCCAUUUGGGUUGUCUAACGCGCCGGCGACGUUCCAGUCACUCAUGAAUGAUGUGUUUCGUCCUCACUUGCGCCGCUUUGUACUCAUCUUCUUUGACGACAUCUUAGUGUACAGCAAGACGAAAGAGGAAAACAAGGAGCAUUUGGAGGAGGUGUUGCGGUUGUUGGCGGAGCACCAGCUGUAUGCGAACAUAAAAAAAAUGUGA
This is a messenger RNA of Brassica napus (rape), 6854 nucleotides long. RefSeq lists its product as uncharacterized. The coding region runs from base 4335 to 6854 and encodes 839 amino acids. Lineage: Eukaryota; Viridiplantae; Streptophyta; Magnoliopsida; Brassicales; Brassicaceae. The transcript has a single exon. The record is from RefSeq and is a predicted model, not a curated record.